Molecule: messenger RNA, 3357 nt
Organism: Dermochelys coriacea (leatherback sea turtle)
Lineage: Eukaryota; Metazoa; Chordata; Testudines; Dermochelyidae
Gene: MAF1
Product: MAF1 homolog, negative regulator of RNA polymerase III
Exons: 7
Coding region: 151-867 (238 amino acids)
Biological process (GO): negative regulation of transcription by RNA polymerase III
Cellular component (GO): nucleus
Molecular function (GO): RNA polymerase III core binding
Source: RefSeq, a predicted model, not a curated record
GAUGGAACCUGUUUCUCUGUGCUAGGUAGUACCAGCUUUGCAGCAGAUGUUGCACUGAGAGUCGCUCUGCAGCCGAAGGUGGGACAAUGAAGCUGUUAGAGAACUCAAGUUUUGAAGCAAUAAACUCUCAGCUGACAGUGGAGACGGGAGAUGCUCACAUCAUUGGCAGGAUUGAGAGUUACUCGUGUAAGAUGGCAGGCGAUGACAAGCACAUGUUUAAGCAGUUCUGCCAGGAGGGCCAGCCACAUGUGCUUGAAGCCCUGUCACCCCCUCAGACCACGGGAAUCAGCCCCAGCAGCUGUCUUGUGUGUGUGCAGGCUCAGUAAGAGUCAGAGUGGAGACGAGGAGGGGCCCCUGAGCGACAAGUGCAGCCGCAAGACUCUCUUCUACCUGAUCGCUACCCUCAACGAGUCCUUCCGGCCCGACUAUGACUUCAGUGCUGCCAAGAGCCACGAGUUCAGCAGGGAGCCGAGCCUCAACUGGGUGGUGAAUGCUGUGAAUUGUAGCUUAUUCUCAGCGGUCCGGGAGGACUUCAAAGCCCUGAAGCCUCACUUAUGGGAUGCUGUGGAUGAAGAAAUCUGUCUCUCGGAGUGUGACAUCUACAGCUACAACCCAGACCUGGACUCGGACCCCUUCGGCGAGGAGGGCAGCCUCUGGUCCUUCAACUACUUCUUCUACAAUAAGAGGCUGAAGAGGAUUGUCUUCUUCACCUGCCGCUCCAUCAGUGGGUCCACAUACCCUCGCUCGGAGUCAGGGAACGAGCUGGACAUGGAUCUCGGUGAAGAAGACCAGGAGGGGAGCGUGGAUGCCUAUGACAAGGAAAGCAGCAAUAUCGAGGAGGACAGGGUGCAGGUUAUCUGCAUGUGAGUGUCCACAUGAGCUCCAAGAAGUACUCAGCCCUGCUGAGCCAGCCUUCCAGUCUCCAGUCCAACAGCAUUGAGGAUGGGCCAGCCCUGGCCGCUACGUGAACUACCCCAUGCACAGAGCCUGCAGCACUGCUCUGCUCUUCAGCGCUGGGGGCUCCAGAGUGCCCCAGCUCCUGCCCCACAGCACUGCAUGUGGAAAGCAGCUGGUGCUUCUGGGCUGCAGAUAUCCUCCAGCUGCAGGUGCUGCCCGAGAGCCUGUUCCCUCCAGACAGGUGCUGCAUGAUUGGUCAGCAGAGGCCGCUCUCAUUGCCGGCCUGGGCUCCAGCUUGCCAGAUGUUUGUGCAGGGCCUUUGAGAUGCUUCAGUGCACUUUAGGAAUUGAUCUGCUGGCUGCAUUGAUGUCCUGCUCCUGCUGGCUCUGAAGCAGGGCAGGCUGCUCCUCGGGCACUUUUCUUUACCGAUGGCAACCCAGCAAACUCCGUCCGGCCAUAGCAGUGGCAGGGCAGGGCAUCCUCACAUCCUGGAUCUCCUCUUUCAGAACUGUUGGUGACCCGCCCGUCCCCCCACAUCACUGGCCUGCUCCCUGUUUUUUGGGCGGGAGGGAGGUUGCUUGGCUCCUGCUCACCUCACAGGCUCAGUUUGCUCUUUUCCAAGGCUGUAGCAGCCAACUUGUGGCCCGAUGCUGAGCGCUGUGCAAAGGAACUGGCUGGGAGAGCGAGCUGAGGCCAGAGGGACUGAUUGAUGGUUGAUUGGUUUGUUUGUUUGUUUUUAAACCACAGAUGACUUUUGGCAUCAGCUGUGCUAGAGCUGGGCAAGAGCAGGGGCGGGGCGGAGGUGGCUGCCAGGAGCCAGCUCCACUCUCCGGGAGGGCUGCAGAGCCUGUUUUCCUCUUGUUGGCAGCUCAGCCCUGUAGGCUCUGACUCGUGCUCUGGCUUAACUGCAUCCUCCCCUCUGUCCCCCAUGGCUGGUUCCACAGCAGUGGCCCUCCUAGUGCAGGCUGCUGGGCCCAAUGCCAGGAUGAGUAUACACUGUCCCAGGACCAUAGCAGGACUGGGGUGCAGAGCUGCCUGCUCUUCAUGGGCACUGGAUCAUAUGAGGGGGGGGAACCUGGCACUAGCAUGGUGUCCGCAGAGGGCGGCAGCACCAGGCCUAGCUCCCUGCAGCUCCUCCUCUGGCCUCGCUCGCCCUGGCAGGGUGCACCGGGAUAGCUGGUGUAGUGCCAACCCCUAGUGGAGAUGUGCUGGCAGAGGAUCUGGGCCCAACUUCUCUGCUGCAGGGGAAAGGUGGAGAGGGGCUAGCCCAGCACAGUCAGGACCUCUACCUCUCAGCCAGCCGGGGAGGGCUCCAGGAGCUUGCCUGUGGAGCUGCACCCCGCUAGCCUCAGGCCUGCGGAGGCACCUGUAGCAGCCCCAAGUUCUGCUGCUGGACCAUGCACCAGCCUCGUCCACCUGAGCCUGCUCGUCACCCAGCCGCCUUCACCGCCGGAAUCUGCCCCAGGAACGGAUUGGUGCCGCAGAGGCUCUGGGAUGAGCCAUAGCUUUCCCUACAGCUAGAGGACAGUGUGGGGUUGCCAGCUGUCCCCACAGCCUCCCCUUCGCUGUGGGGCAUUGUCCCUUCACCCAUCCCCCAUCGGCAUUUGCUCUAAGGCAAGCUUGUCACAUCUGCCCAGCUCAGUGCUUUAAGGGCCAGCAGGUGCCUGUACAUCAGUGCUGGCAGGAGCUGUCUUGGCAGCAACAAUCUGCCUCCGUGGGUGUGCCCAGGGGCCUUGCUGGCCUGUGGAGGAUGGGGGAAGGGGAACCUUAUGGUCAAAGCACCCUGUUUUACCCACCUGUGGCCUAAGGAGGCUGCUCUCCCUAGCGCUGGGCGCCAUGGCUAUAACCUUCUACCCUGGAGCAGGGAGCCCAUGUGCGUUGAGCAUCUCUGCUAAAGCACUGCAGCCGCAGCUAGGCUCUGGCUGGAGCUCGCAGCAUUGGGGGCUCCUUGGCAGGGGGUCAUCAGCCUCUGAUCUGUGCCAUGGCUGGCCAGCGGGGUGAAGGGCACCCUGGUAGCUUGGACUCCUGCCAGAUGCUCAGCAUGGGCUGCGUGGGAGUCUCUGCAGUGGUGCCAGGGCAGAGAGCUGGUGAGCGCAGCAAGCUCCACAGCAUUACUCAGUCUGGACAAAUGUGACCCGUAUCCAUGGUUGAGAUGGGGCCCUGGCCAGGAACCAUGGGACCCGAUCCCAGCCCAGCUACCGAAGACCUGGCAUUCCCGCUCCUGCCUUUGCCCCUAUGUUCACUGGCCCAAGUGGUUCAUAGCCGGCCUCUUGGCAGGGAGCCCCUGCUCCAAGGGGAGGGCACAGCUGCUGUCCCCCUGCGCUGCUUCAAGAAUUUGUGCCUCUAAUCUCCUGCAUGGGUGGGUGGGGAGCUGGGGCCAGUUUCAUGUUUGUCCCUGUGAGGUUUGACUUUACUGCAUAGCAAUGUAUCGUUACACCAAUAAAGUUUAUCUGUGACUGA